Oncorhynchus keta (chum salmon) is the source of this 2671-nucleotide messenger RNA. RefSeq lists its product as uncharacterized. Bases 220 to 2571 code for a protein of 783 amino acids. Gene Ontology annotation, molecular function: calcium ion binding. NCBI's taxonomy places the organism in Eukaryota, Metazoa, Chordata, Actinopteri, Salmoniformes, Salmonidae. The transcript has 6 exons. The record is from RefSeq and is a predicted model, not a curated record. Gene Ontology annotation, cellular component: cytoplasm; sperm fibrous sheath. Gene Ontology annotation, biological process: sperm capacitation.
GCUGACGCAUAAUAAUGCCUUUCCAAUGUGGACCACGCCCGUUAUUAUGACGAACUGCUUAUUUCGAAAUUCGUUUUGCCGUUUUAUUACAUUGUUACCUCUAUUGGUAAAGUAAUUUGACAUCAUAUUGUUUUGCGUUUGUAAUACGGGAAUUGAAAAGAGGACAGUUUCUUCGCAGAGAGAAUUCUCUCUAUGAGGUGAUGCUCCAUUGAAGCCGAGAUGUCCUACAGCUAUCCCGCCAAAAUCAACGUGCCUCCGGGUUUGAGGACGCUUUUGGAAGGCCUCAGUCGGGCGGUAGUGAAAAGGCGGCCAGAUUACAUCUCACAGUUUGCUCAGUUGUACUUUGCUGAGCUCUUGCGCUUCAGGACAGAAAAUCCAACUCUUGCUAUCAAAGCCCUCGUGAGAGAAUUCAAUACAACUGAAGUGCCUAAAUUACCAAGUCAUGGCAUUGGAACUGUGAUUGCUCCACUGGCAGUUCAGAAUGAAAGUGCCACAGCAGCCUCUUCUGGUGGUCCAUAUGUCCAACCAUGUGGAGUUCACCCUCCAGUCGGGAUUUUCCCAACCCUUCCCAGUAUUCCAGGAGUGGAGCAGCAGGGUGCUGAGCAGCCCUGGAUCCACAGCCAGGACAUUCUGUACACCGUCUCAACAUUGCCUGUUCUAUCAGACUCAAUUGAAGCUUCAGAGCAGACCGAUGAUGUAGUCGUCUUCCGCAGGAAAUCCAGCACCGACUGCAUGACGGUUGACUGUGACAUCAACUCUGCUGCUUCAGACCGGACCCGGCGAACCGAGUCAGCUCUCUUCGAGAGGGUCCCACUGAGUGAGAUCGAUCUCAUAUCCAAUGCUGUUCUGAUCAGGACACCUUCUGUGCCCUGUGAGUACAUGAUUGUGGUGCAGUCAGACAAUAUCCCAGAGACCAUAGUGUUUCAGAGAGACUCAUCAGUCAGUAAGAAAAUGAGGAAUGCUCGAGCAGCAGCUGGUGGUGCUGCCACUGGUGCACCGGGCAACGCCCAGUCUGACUGCACACCCUGUUUGACCCCGCCUAUAGCCCCAUCACAAAUGGUCAAAGAUCAGCCAGCCACCAAAUUGGUCACGCCCUUAGUGGUGACUGAGGACCCUCCGCUUUUUGGUGGUGGAAAUAAGGCUGCCUUAACCCAACCUGGUUGGAAUCCACUUUUACCUGGAGACAAUUCUUUCUACAAGCACAUGGAUGUAAAUAAAGCAUUACCUGAUGCAAAUGCCUACAACCCCUACAUGAAUGAAAUGAUAGUGGAUCAAAUGAAUGGGGUGAACUUUGGUAUUUUACCCAAGGUGUCAGAUGAGAUGACAGGCUUCAAUGUUAUGGGCCCACCCACCUUCAUGCCACCAGGUGUUUCAGCAGCAGAAGAAAUAAGAGCUUCUAGUUUAGUGUAUCCUCCGAUUUCAGCUGGACAGGAGGCUAAUGCACUCCGUUUGGUGCUCCCGACGAUUUCCAUUGCUCAAGAAAGUGGAGCACUCCCAUUGCUUAGCCCACCAUCUAUCUCAAAGCCACAAGCCAUUACAGUCCCCAGUGUGAUGUGCCCAGCCAUCUCACAACCAGAGGAAACAAAGACCUCCAAGGCAGAGGAAAUAGAGGCCCUCCGAUCAAUGUACCCUCCUAUUGUGCCACCCAGUUUACCAAACGCAUCUGUACCAGCUCCACAGGAAACAACAGCCACUCUGCUUAAUCCCCCAUUUUUGGCCCAGGAGGAAACAAGACCCCCUUCAUUGCCACUCACCCAGGCCCCAGUUGCCCACAUGCAUCAGUGCACUGGUCAGAAUGCACUAGCAUUUCAUGUGAAUGAGGAGAGCAGAAGAACACCAUAUAUGAUUCCAUUGGUCUCUCAAAGCAUUAUGGGAGUGACACAGAUGUAUGUUCAACCACAACAACCCCAGUUCAUUCACAGCUGGUCCAGAGAAGCAGAUUCACAAAGGCCAUGUAACACAGCGCCUACUGCGGCCAUGCCAGAGUGCCAGUAUGUUAGACCUGGAGCCUGUGGUAGCAGCUGGAGACCUUGCCACCUGGCACGCCCUGAGUUUAUGGCCGGGAUGCCAACAGCUGUGGCUUGCCCAGGAGGAUCUAGGACUGUGAUUGGCUGUGGGCAAGAGCAAGGCUACCUCCCUGACCAGGCCAACUUGCCAAUGCACCAGGACUUUGGGCCCCGGUUCAGCUCCCAUCACAUACGUAUGUGUGGUGCCAACUUGUUUCAAACCCUCUGCCCCAUGAGUGGUGCCUACGUGCCAGUCAAACCCUCAGACCAUCGCUGCUGCCAGGCUGCCCCUGAUGUGGUCCUUCCACACUAUGCACUGAUCAACAGCCCAACUCACGGUGUUGCCUCUUAUCUUUGCCCUACUCCAUCAUCCAUGCAGCCCCAGGGUUUUGCCUAUGAUUCUGUCCACAUGUAUGGUCCCCACAGUGAAACUGUAAAUGCAAUGUCAUCCACCUUCAAUGUGAGGGCCCAUGCAGGCCACCAGCAAGGGACAACAGAACACUGCAGAGAGCCCAGUAAUAUGCCAAUGGGUGAACAUCCAAAUGAGCAGAAUUAUUCUGGUUAAUGACAGCACAUCGCCAGGAAUGAACAACUUAUUUAAUUUGUUCCUGAAAACAUACUGAACACCUUCAACAUUCUGCAAUAAACAUAGCUAUCUUAUGAAA